CGCGAGAAGACAGCUCUUCCAGAUCUUACCACCGUCAUGGAUUCGCGGACGGAGCCUGCUACUGUUGGGCCCAAGACUACUGUCAGAGAAGUUGCCAAGCUUAUGAAGGAGAGGCGCACGACCGCUGUAUGCGUUAUGGAGUCGCCCAGCACCUCUAUGGGUGGUACGGCUGCGACGCCACGUAUCGCCGGCAUCUUCACGAGUAAGGAUGUUGUCUUACGAGUCAUCGCCGCUGGCCUCGAUGCAGGUCGAUGCAGUGUCGUACGAGUCAUGACACCACACCCCGAUACUGCGCCUCCGACCAUGACUGUUCAUGAUGCUUUGAAAAAGAUGCACAACGGACAUUACCUCAACUUGCCUGUUAUCGAGACGGAUGGCCGUUUAAUCGCCAUCGUGGACGUUUUGAAGUUGACCUAUGCCACCUUGGAGCAGAUGAACGCGAUGAGCGCUGAGGCUGCUGGCGGUGCUGAGCCAGAAGGUGGCCCGAUGUGGGGUCGUUUCUUCGAGUCGCUCGGACACGACGACAAUGAGUCUGCUGUGUCUGGUUCUGCCGCCCACACUGAACAGUCUCGCAACCAGACUCGGAGCACGUCCCACCUCAUGCAGUCUCCUCACUCUGAGCUGCACCCCAACGACUCUGCAUCCGUCGUGGAUGAAGAUGACGGUUCUGUACUUGAUGCAUACUCUCGCAGGAAAGGCGAUCCUCCUUCCAUUAUCGGUGCGCAGUCAAUCGCUCCGGACGACGGGACUUAUGUAUUCAAGUUCCGUACACCGAGCGGCCGUACCCAUCGGUUCCAGGCGCGUCACGACGAUGUUGAGGUCUUGCGGGAGAUCGUAUCUGGCAAGCUUGCUACCGAUCCGUUCUUCACCCAACACAAGGUCGUGGAUGAUGGUGACGUGUCCCCUAACCCUACCGACUUCCUUCUUUCCUACACGGACGCCGACGGUGAUAGCGUGCUUGUGACAUCGAACGCUGAUGUUACCGACGCUGUCAAGAUCGCACGGAACGCAGGCGAGGACCGUGUCGUCCUCUUGGUCCAGGGCGGCAAGGGCUGGGAAGAUGCUACCGCCGAGCGGAGUGCGAAGCAGGCUGAGCAGGUCGCUGCGGCUGCGCAGGAAGAGGUUAAGGCUAUCGAAAAAGAAGCGACGCCUAUCCCCACUCCGCCCAUCGAGCAUCACUAUGCACCACCACAGCCUGUGCAUGUCCCGGAGGAGAAGGUCAUGGGCAUCCCCAAAGACUUACUUCUGCCAGCGAGUAUAGGUGCCUUGGCUGCGGUCAUCCUUGGUAUCUUCACAAUGUCCAGGCUGUCUCGGUAGAAAAAUUCCGGAGGAUACCCACUCGCUUUCCAGCCUUCAGCGUAGUUUCUCUGUCUUCGCUUGAAGCUCUCAUCUCGUUUCUUAAUGCAUUGAUUCACAACUCUCCUUAAUACUGUUGACCUAGUUUUGUUUUCUUAAUGACUCAAUCCCUUACGACCCUAGACGUACGUUGGAUGAAUGAUGUCCUCUCCCAAGAGCCAGAUAUUUUUAUGCCGAUGUCAGAGUUACGCGCGUACGUUACGCAGAUCUCGAUAC
This is a messenger RNA of Phanerochaete carnosa HHB-10118-sp, 1572 nucleotides long. RefSeq lists its product as uncharacterized. The record is from RefSeq and is a predicted model, not a curated record. Gene Ontology annotation, molecular function: protein binding. NCBI's taxonomy places the organism in Eukaryota, Fungi, Basidiomycota, Agaricomycetes, Polyporales, Phanerochaetaceae. The transcript has 2 exons. Bases 37 to 1317 code for a protein of 426 amino acids.